Molecule: messenger RNA, 1518 nt
Organism: Monosiga brevicollis MX1
Lineage: Eukaryota; Choanoflagellata; Craspedida; Salpingoecidae
Exons: 6
Coding region: 1-1518 (505 amino acids)
Source: RefSeq, a predicted model, not a curated record
AUGGUGCAUUUGAAGCCCGGGUGGAACUGCAGCUACCUGGCUGGACAAAGCGAGCCGGCCUCGCUUUCAAUGCUGCGCAACGAAGCCGAGGCCAUUCUUGUUCUUGUGGACCCUUCCAACUCUUCACGAGAGGUUGCCUUGCAAGCCACGAGCUCGUCCGCAACCGAUCUGAGCGUCUCUGUAUCAGCAGUCGGGUGGAUCUUUACGAAUCACACGUCCCGCUACUCCCCAUCGGGUGGAGGCUGGCGUUCCGAUCCCCUCUUGCCUCUAGACAAUGGCAGGUGGUCGAUGCGGCAGUGCCCGCGCUCAAUGCAUCUCGUAUCGGCACCGCAUGGUCUGGGACUUGGUCUGAUGCGGUUUGUGCCCAGCCGCCAUGUCUGCAAUGAUCACUCUUGCUUGAGCCUCGUGCGCCAUCUAGGCUUUGAUGGCAUCAUUGCUGACCGCUGGUCCAUGCCGUCACGCAACUUUUCCGACUUUGCCUACCUCAAGGAUCGAGGCGUCCGCCAUUAUGCCGUCCUGAACAUCAAUCAUGAGCUGUCAGGCGUGCCCCAGGAAACUGGAUAUCACAUCAAGCUGAAGGGUGAUUGCCCUUCGGUGACAGACGCGGAUGUGCAGCGGGCGUUGGCAGACAUCGAAAGCCUUUUGAAUGAAUUGCGCGCCGCAGGAGCCGCCGACCCGGCCUAUAUUUACGGUUGGGAUGAAAGUCCGGCGUCGUGCGAGCCCGAGAUUCGCAAAAUGUACGGCGCCAUCAAGGCGCAAUUUCCUGACCUGCCACUCGUCGCCACGUUGAACUGGAAACCGAUGCCGGUGGAUCUCCCCGUGGAUGUGUGGGUGCUGCAGUACGAGUACUUUGAGGCUUCGGCAGCGAAAGCCUGGGUGGCGGCGGGCAAGCAACAGUGGCAGUACCACUGCAUCGAGCCGUCGUCAUCCGGCUAUCUGAAUACCUUUAUCGAGCAUGACCUGGUGGAGGCGCGACUACUCAUGUGGUUGGCAGCCGCCAACGAGCUGGAGUACCAAGCACCGACGGGUUGGCUGUCGUUCACCGACUUCCCGGCCGCCAACUACAUCUGGAGCCCUCGAACAGACAUCUUUGCCAACGGAGACGGUUAUUUCAUGUGCGUCGGGGCGAGUCCCAGCGGCCGCUUGGUGGGGGCGGGGAGCAAGUGCAAGGGCCAAGCACCUCACUUAACCAUGCCAACAUCCCUUCUCCACUCUUUCGAAUGUAGGUAUCCAGGAGAGGCGGGACCGUUGCGCAGUAUGCGCUUGGCGGCUUUGCGGGAUGGGCUUGAAGACUGGGAGUUUUUCCAGCAGAACAAGGACACUCUGGCAAGCUUGCGCACCAUUGUGCGGGGCCCAACCGACUUUAACUCGGUGCGUGCCACAAACGAGUCGCUGCUUGCAUUCACGCACCAGACGAGGGCUCGUUCAGACGCUCACUCGCGCGCUGGACCACCCUGCAGUCUGUGGCCGAGGUCCUCGGCGUACGAGAGCAAUUGUUGGCGCAAUUUGGAAACAUAA